CCUCCUUUUCACUCCACCAAAGCGAAACCGACCUUUCCCCCUCCUCUCCUCCCCACCUCGCCGAGAUCUAGCCCUAGGGUUGCUUAACCCGGCGGCGAAGCCCCGCGGCGAGCUUGGACUCUCACGUACCACAGGCGGCGAGCGAGAGGGAGGACGGACGGACAAGGGAAGCCAUGGGGCAGCAGUCGCUGAUCUACGCGUUCGUGGCCCGCGGCACGGUCGUCCUGGCCGAGUACACGGAGUUCACCGGCAACUUCACCACCAUCGCCUCCCAGUGCCUCGCCAAGCUCCCCUCCAGCAACAACAAGUUCACCUACAACUGCGACGGCCACACGUUCAACUACCUCGUCGAGGACGGCUUCACAUACUGUGUAGUUGCCGUUGAAUCAGUAGGGCAACAAAUGCCCAUUGCUUUCUUGGUUAGGAUAAAGGAUGAUUUCAGCAAAAGAUAUGGUGGUGGGAAAGCAGCUACUGCUGCAGCAAGCAGCCUCAACAGAGAGUUUGGAUCAAAACUUAAAGAGCACAUGCAGUAUUGUGUGGACCACCCAGAAGAGAUAAAUAAGCUUGCUAAAGUGCAAGCACAAGUUUCAGAAGUCAAAAACGUUAUGAUGGAAAACAUCGAGAAGGUUCUUGAUCGUGGAGAAAAGAUUGAACUGCUUGUUGACAAGACAGAGAAUCUACGCUCACAGGCUCAAGAUUUCAGGCAGCAAGGAACGCAGGUAAGGAGAAAGAUGUGGCUACAAAACAUGAAGAUCAAGCUGAUUGUUCUCGGCAUAAUUGUUGCACUCAUUCUCAUCAUAAUCCUGUCCGUGUGCCAUGGAUUCAAGUGCAAGUAAGGGCGGCCUGGUCGAGAUACAUUCAGCAGUCCCUAUAUUACCUGCUGCUUCUGCUUGGAGCAAAAACCAUAUGGUGUUCUGUUCUUUCUCUAGUGUGCUCUGGCCCGGUUCGUGGUGCCUGGGGGGUGUUUACGUCGUCAGUGUUGGGCUGUUUGCUUAAUGUUUGGAUGGUGGCUGGGUCAGCGGGGUCGUGUAUUUUUGGACGCUAUGUAUGUAUAGCUUGGAUCUUAACCCUUUCUAUUAUAUGAGUAGAGAUUUACUUAAGUGCCCA
This is a messenger RNA of Brachypodium distachyon (stiff brome), 1107 nucleotides long. Its product is annotated as vesicle-associated membrane protein 721. The record is from RefSeq and is a predicted model, not a curated record. Lineage: Eukaryota; Viridiplantae; Streptophyta; Magnoliopsida; Poales; Poaceae. Gene Ontology annotation, cellular component: membrane. Gene Ontology annotation, biological process: vesicle-mediated transport. The transcript is spliced from 5 exons. The coding region runs from base 174 to 836 and encodes 220 amino acids.